This is a messenger RNA of Lytechinus pictus (painted urchin), 3541 nucleotides long. RefSeq names its product putative nuclease HARBI1. The transcript has 6 exons. NCBI's taxonomy places the organism in Eukaryota, Metazoa, Echinodermata, Echinoidea, Temnopleuroida, Toxopneustidae. The coding region runs from base 125 to 1177 and encodes 350 amino acids. The record is from RefSeq and is a predicted model, not a curated record.
UCGACUUGUCCAUCUUGGCGCCGAAAUUUUGAAGACAAAUUUGCAGACGAUUCAGUCCAAAUCCGCCGUAUCGUGUGUGAUAGUGGCCAAGUUCAAGCACAAAUCAGUUGCAAACAUCGUAAAUAUGGCCUAUCUUCAUCACGUUCGUCGUAUCCGAAGAUUGAGAGAGAAUCCAGAAGGGAGGCCACAAAGAGGUCCCCGGGACCUGAAGGACCCUUUUGAAUUGUACGAUGAAGAAGCAUUCCGGAUACGAUAUCGUUUUUCCAAGGAGAGCGUCAUCUACAUCAUCGACAUGCUUGAAGCAGACUUGACGAGGAACACGGAUAGGAACAAUCCUCUACCAGUCAGUCUACAGGUUUUGACAGUUCUACGAUUUUAUGCCGUUGGAUCUUUCCAGAGGAUGCAUGGUGAUGAGGCAACAGUAUCACAGUCAUCUGUCAGUAGAGUGAUCAAAGAUGUGUCUGAAGCUAUUGCAAGGAGGAAGAGGCAAUUCAUGACCUUUCCUGCAACGAGAGAAGAAGUUGAAACGACCCAGCAGCAAUUUUACGACUACUGCAGAUUUCCAGGGGUCAUUGGUGCAAUUGAUGGGACUCAUGUCUACAUCCAGAGUCCUGGUGGCGAACAAGCCAUGUACUUCUUGAACAGGAAGAACAGAUAUUCGGUCAAUGUUCAGGUAGUUUGUGAUCUUGCUGGGAAAAUAACAAGUAUUGUGGCAAGGUGGCCUGGCAGCACCCAUGAUUCCCGGAUUUUCAAUGAGAGCUCACUGAAGGAACAGCUGGAGGCAAGGGCAGAUGGUGCUGAGUGGCUUCUUGGAGAUAGUGGGUACCCAUGUCUUCCCUAUCUCAUGACCCCUCUCCUGAAUCCUCAGGGACGGCCACAGGUACGCUAUAAUGCUGCCCACAAAAGAGGGCGUUGUAUUAUUGAGCGGACCUUUGGUCGUUUGAAGAGGAGGUUCCCUUGCCUCAAUUAUCUCCGCGUGAAGGUGGACACUACAUUUGCAAUCAUAGUGUCUUGCUCGGUCCUGUGGAAUAUCUCUCUUGACCGGCGCGAGCCAGAUAUUCCAGGACCUGAGCCUGAGGAAAUGCCUCCACUUGUCCACCUUCCUCCUGGCCUCCAGGACGCUGUCGUAGGAAGGCUCAGGAGAGAGCAGAUAAUUGAGGAUCACUUUAAUCGUUAAGGCAUGUCUGUGUAUGUAUAUACAUAUAGAAGGUAAUUUUUGUCUCACCUGCGUAGCACAGCGGGACUAAAAGCGCUGCUUUUCUGACAACGGCGGCGUCAACAAUGAAAUCUUAACCGAGGUUAAUUUUUGGUAAUGUCAUAACUAUGAAAGUUUUUGGAUGUAGUUCAUGAAACAGACAUGAGAGGAAUCAAAGAUCACUUAUUGUUAUGCACAAGUCUUAGGUCAUAUGAUCAAGGUAAAAAAAAGGUCAUUUUGGGUCAAUGAUCAUGUUUUCUUUUGUGAGUAUAUUUAAUAGUUUUCUAAGUCAUCACUGCUGCUAUAUUGAUUCGCGUAAUGCAGGCGAGACUGCCAGAGGCGUUCGACUUAUCAUGGGAAGGGCAGUGAUUUUGAUCCGAACGAAAAUGUUUGAAAUCUGAAACUUAACUAUCCUGAAUUCUAUAGUGCAAAUUUCAGGCUUUUUCCUUAUUAAAUAUUGCUUAAUUUGGUACAUUAAAACACUCCCACAUUUGUGCAAAUUCUUUUUUUUUUUUUGUUUGUCAUCAGAAUUAACACAAAGAAAAUAUCACAGACAUGCCUUACAUUAAAGUAAAGUAGCCACUCGGGACUAUCUGCUCUGCCUCCAACCGUUCAUUCAGUAGCUGCAGAGGAUAUUUGGAAAUCAUGAAGCUGCCAAGGUACUUGUUAUUUUUCCAGCAAGCAAGGUUUUCAUGCAGCUACAUUUACAUCUGAAUUACAUUCCGAAAGUUUGGGCCCUUGUUUGAGGGGGGAGGGUGCCUCCAUCAUGAAAAGUUAUUACCAGAAGCAUUAAUAUAUUUAAAAGGUUAUAUGCCCAUCCCCUUUUCCUUGAUAACUAAUAAUCUAUGUUUAUGGGUGAGAAAUUUAACUGCUUGGAUUACAGAAUAUCAGGAUGCAAGCAGGGAAAAGAAUACACAAGGGCUACGGAUGAAUAUGCCCCUUAAUUAACUGCAAAAAAAGCACUGUUAAACUAAACAAGAAAAGCCCCCGAAAAAUAUCAUAGGGUCCAUUGUUAACUGUACAUGUAAUACAAAAGUUAACAUUCUGGCUUGUCCCCAAAGUAGCCCUGCAAAAAUGUUGAUUUUUUCCCCCUCUGCAUGAUGGGUAAUUUGUAUAUUUAUUAUAUAAUGGCUAGUUCACAAGACAAGGAAUAAAAAAAGUGAAAGCUGGAAAAGAAUAUAUAAUACAUAAUCAGAAUAAUGAAUAUAUUUUGAUUAAUAUGGAGGGCAUUCUAGUUUUGACAUUUUCCUAUUUGGAAUGUAAUUCAGAAUGCAAAUACAGUUGUAUGCUACACUGGGAAACAAACAUCCUACACAAAGAGCGGUAUCCUGUUGUUCUUGUCAAGAAGUUAUUUGGCUAUUCCUACCAUGAUUCUGUAUGUACACAUACCUCAUCAAUGCACCUUGUAUGCCCGGUUAGCUGCAGUACUUGUAAAAUUGUCUGUUGACCUGUAUUAAUUUCUUCUUUCAAUGUUUGAAACGUCAGGAUUGUUUCAUCCUCCUUGCAUUAGUUUUCUACCGUUUUUGAUUACUCUUAUAGCUGUGAUAUUGAUGCCUCAUCAUAGUGUCAAUCGUAGAGCUGUCAUUACCUGUAGUAUAUUUUUUGUGUGUUCCUCUCAAAAAUAUCUUCAAGCAUGUUGAUGAUGUAAUUUACUGUCACUUCUUCAUCGUACAAUUCAAAGUAAUAAUAAUUGUGGAAGCCAUCAGUUCUUGCAUUUUUCUCCUGUGAUAUGGAACUUUUAGUCUAGUCUUAGGAGUUAGGAAAUAUAAAAUUAUUGAACGUUCAUGUGCAGAAGGUACAUAGACACAAUGGCAAAGAAAUAAAUUGAGAGCAACAAGAUCAUUAACAGUGUCUGAAUUCCACUUUAUUGACGUUUAUCUUCUGCAUAAAAGAUAUUUCUUCAACUUUAUUGACAUUGGUGGUCUAAUAAAUAUAUUUAUAUAUAUAUAUAUGUACUCAUAAAAAUAUAUGUCUUUUUACAAGAGAUGGCAUGGGUGAUUGGAACAUGCUCUCUGAUAAAGAAUUUUUGUUAAUGAAAAUUAUGAUGAAAGAACUUGUAUCUAAAAUACUUGAACUUUCUAAAAGACAAGAUAAGGAGCAUUAAAAGAUACUGUUACAGUUACUGCCAUUCGUGUCAAAGGGCAGAACUACCUCUUACAGGUUGAGAUCUGAAGUAAUUAAAUGUACCAACAUCAAAGUGAAAUAAGAAGGAUAUAUGGAAUUUGUAAUUAAUGCCAAUGUAAGGGACAAGUCCACCUAGUAAACUAAAUGUUCUGAAGAAAUAUGAAGAAACAUAAACGAAUGAAAACACUUCAAAGUUCAUCAAAAUCAUAGAUGAAAUAAGGC